AAUUCACUUUUAACCUUUUAACAGCAGUGAAACUGUCCUAGAGAGGGUGCACUUGAUUCUAACUUUGCUUUCAAUAUGACGGCUGUCAAUGUCACCCUGGUUCGUGACACCAAGUGGCUGACUUUAGAAGUCUGCAGAGAAUUUCAGAGAGGAACCUGCUCUCGAGCUGAUGCAGAUUGCAAGUUUGCCCAUCCGCCAAGAGUCUGCCACGUGGAAAAUGGCCGUGUGGUGGCGUGUUUUGAUUCUUUAAAGGGUCGGUGCGCUAGAGAGAACUGCAAGUACCUUCACCCUCCUCCACACUUAAAAACUCAGCUGGAAAUUAAUGGACGCAACAAUCUGAUCCAACAAAAGACUGCCGCAGCCAUGUUUGCCCAGCAAAUGCAGUUUAUGCUCCAGAAUGCUCACAUGUCAUCGCUUAGUUCUUUUCCUAUGAAUCCGUCACUUGCAGCUAAUCCUGCAAUGGCUUUCAAUCCUUACUUACCUCAUCCUGGGAUGGGCCUGGUUCCUGCUGAACUUGUACCGAAUGCACCUGUUCUGAUUUCUGGAAACCCGCCUCUCGCAUUGCCAGCAGCUGCUGGUCCCAAGCUGAUGCGUUCGGAUAAACUGGAGGUUUGCCGCGAAUUCCAGCGUGGAAAUUGUACCCGUGGUGAGAACGAUUGUCGCUAUGCUCACCCCACGGAUGUUUCCAUGAUUGAGGCAAGUGACAAUACCGUGACGAUCUGUAUGGAUUACAUCAAGGGGCGAUGCACCCGGGAGAAAUGCAGGUACUUUCAUCCUCCUGCACACUUGCAAGCCAAACUCAGGGCAGCUCAUCACCAGAUGAACCAUUCAGCUGCCGCCGCUAUGGCCCGCCAGCCUGGUAUGCUUCAACUGAUACCAAAGAGAUCGGCACUUGAAAAGACCAAUGGUGCCACUCCAGUCUUUAACCCCGGCGUUUUCCACUGCCAGCAGGCUCUGGCUAACCUGCAGCUCCCACAGCCGGCAUUUAUCCCUGCAGGGCCAAUACUGUGCAUGGCACCCGCUUCAAGUGUUGUGCCCAUGAUGCACGGCGCAGCUCCCACCACUGUGUCUGCAGCACCAACACCUGCCACCAGCGUCCCCUUCGCUGCAACAGCUACAGGCAAUCAGUUGAAAUUCUGAACAACAGAGUUACGGAGUAUCAAGAUCUCUCCAUGAGAACCUCCAUAUGGCCUUUCCAUAUAUAUUUUCGUAGGUCCUCUUCUACCAAUGCUACGAUGAGUGUGGUGCGGUCAAUAUAUUAAACCAAACGCAUAUACCAACCAACAGAUUCAAACAAAACCAAUAAAGCAUUAAGCAGUCAGUGGAGAUGUUAAAACAAAACAUACAUCGAAAAUUAAUAACUAACAUUUAUCUUAUUUGAAUUAGUAGGUAGAACACGACCGUAAAGUUUUGUAGUUUGUUACAUUAUUCUUUGUGAUUUUCCAAUAACCAUUAUGCUGAGUGAAUCUCCACAGUGGACUGUUGGCUUACUGUGCAUUCUUGGUGGGUAAAUGUUCAUCUGUUUCAAAGUGUUACCUUACUGUUUUGUUUACACAAUAGUCUAUUGGGUUGAUUUAGAAUGUAACAAAUGUAUCCAGUACCAUUUUCCUCACUAUUGUAUUGUAUUGUGGUGUGGUGUGUUGUGUUAGAUUUUGACAUACUAUAGUGUUUUCCUCUAGAUGUGUGGUGUUUGAUUUCAACUAGAAUAUUAGUAAUGGGAAACAGAAAUAUCUGUGUUUGAAAAACAUAACAGAUUAAUGUUAACAUGCUUUCUCUCUCUUUAGAACAUUUCUGUAGGUUUCUUGGGGCAGACAUUCAUUAUAAACAUGCAUGUGUAUAAUUUGUACCUGCGGAUCUGACCUUGCAUAAUACAAUCACAUGACUAGGUUUUUUUGAGAGGAGAGAGAAAUAAUUACCUGCAAAAAACAGGGAACUUCUGAAAAUAUGAACCCC
This is a messenger RNA of Odobenus rosmarus divergens (Pacific walrus), 1953 nucleotides long. RefSeq names its product muscleblind-like splicing regulator 3 (gene MBNL3). The record is from RefSeq and is a predicted model, not a curated record. The transcript is spliced from 8 exons. Gene Ontology annotation, molecular function: metal ion binding. NCBI's taxonomy places the organism in Eukaryota, Metazoa, Chordata, Mammalia, Carnivora, Odobenidae. Bases 76 to 1140 code for a protein of 354 amino acids.